Molecule: messenger RNA, 1665 nt
Organism: Penicillium daleae
Lineage: Eukaryota; Fungi; Ascomycota; Eurotiomycetes; Eurotiales; Aspergillaceae
Product: ubiquitin-conjugating enzyme E2 variant
Exons: 1
Coding region: 1-1665 (554 amino acids)
Source: RefSeq, a predicted model, not a curated record
AUGGCGAUGCAAAGCCUGCUCCGAGUUCACAGGGAAGUGCAGGACGUGAACGAUGAUUUCCAUUCUCUCAGAACAAUUUUAAGAGAGACCGACCACAAGGCAAAAUGGGACUUCAUCAUGUUCCCCAACGACGGCGCCCUUUCACACCUCCCAUUAAUCGGAGAGCUCGUCAUACCCGAGCGAUACCCUCAGGAGCCGCCUGUCCUGCAUUUGUUCACUCGAACUCUACGAUGGAACGUUGAUGUCUACCAGUCACGUAUCCGCGACGACACACACAGCACAAUGUGCUUCGAUAUCCUUAGAAGCAAGGCGAAUGGAGGAACCUGGAAUUCCGAAUACACAAUCACCUGUCUCUUUGCGAGUCUGAUGCAGGCCCUGGUGACGCCCAUGGUUCCCCAAGACCAUGGGCCUGAUAAGCCGGAGUUCGUAACCAUGGGCAGACUUGAGGAGGUGAAGCAACAUGUGGAAAAGACGUACCGUGCACAUAAGGAUCACAUUCCACAUUUGCCCAUCAUACCGACGAUCCCAGCCGUACCCAUCCCUGCAAACGCUCUUACUUUCACCGCGCUCGGGGCGGAAGAAGUGCUUAAAUCUCUCGAUUUUGAGAGUGAGAACAAAUACAUCAGCCAGGCCAUUUACCUCCAAGAUUAUGAGCAGCCUCAGUUCUGGUCGACACUCUUGGAUCUCAGGAACCUGCAUCCCGGCGUUGUAUUCUCGGCAAUUCUCUCAAACAAGCCAGGCGCAGAUCUGGUAGGCAAGAAAAAGAACACAAUCCUGCUUCGAAACGGAGUCACUGGAACUGCAGCCAAGAAGCGGGCAGAUCAAGCGUUGGUAUGGUUUUACCACGGAAAGCCGUUGAAUGAUCAAAACUUGUCCCUCUCCAUCACUAUCACCAAUGACCAAUUCACCAUGGCAUACAAGACAGAAGGUUCGGAGAAGUUUUGGGUUCAUGGCGACACUCCAAUCUCCAAGCUUGGUGAAGCUCAGAUUGGCGACGUGAAGGGCAUUCCAUUCUAUCUGACAAUCUAUUUGAAACGCAAGUCUGGACACGAAGGUUUCAUCAGUGUCCUCGACCAAAACGAAACGGGCUACAUCCAUGCGAAUUUGACUACACUGGCCGUUCACCAGCCUACAAGCCGUCCACCCAAGUCUGUCAGGUUGAACCUUGGGUGUGAGCAGACUACCCGUCUCCAGGGCGUUAUUGAUUUCUAUGGUUUUGGUCUAGACUUCAAGGUGCAAAGAAGCCUUACGAAGCCCGCGCAUCUGACGUUGGUCUCCGCCGACGACUUACCUGUGGAAGCAUACACCAAUAUCAUCAAGGAAGUGUAUACCCCGCUGCUCGACAAGGCAGUCGAGGUUGAGAUCACAGCCAUUGCAGCCGACGAAGAUUGUGUGGUUCUGCUUGCGAAUACCCCUGGCUGUUACGAGAAGGGCGAAAAGGACAAGGAGAAGAGCGGAGGAGAAGGAGAACCGACCUUCCCAAAGGACAAACCGCUACAUGUCACAAUGCGGUUGCGGAAUGAUUCCAUCAUGGCCGAUUAUCCUGCGACAUUUGCUCAACAAGUGGUGGAGGACCAUACAAGAGACUGGGUACAUGUCGGCGACACAUAUGUGCAACUGCCCCAGCCGAUUAAGAUUAAAUGCGACCUGAAGUUUGAAGUUUGA